Rubroshorea leprosula is the source of this 1298-nucleotide messenger RNA. The record is from the annotation of a GenBank genome assembly. Lineage: Eukaryota; Viridiplantae; Streptophyta; Magnoliopsida; Malvales; Dipterocarpaceae.
AGUAUUGAAAAAAGAGUAGAUUAGAUUGGCGAAUCCUCUUGAAACAGAAUAUUUAUAUCUGCAUUCAUCAGUUGAUCUGGGUUGCUUCUUAUUAUGCAAAAGUCAGAUGUAGCUUUUCUAUGAUGUAUGAGGGAGGAAGAGUGAUUGCAAACGUACAGCAGAGAAUUUGUUGUGUUUCAGAAUUUGUUAUGGGAAUUUCCAAAACCAAAGUUCUGGGAGUUAUUCUGAUACAAAUGGUGUAUCUCAACAUCCAAAGGUAUAGAACGAAUGGAAAGGAGGAAAAAAAAUUUACAAAUAAUAUGACUUAACAGCUAUACUCUUUAUGAGCUUAUGAGCUUAUUUAGUACCUAUGAAAAAAAAAAAGCAGUAGAACAUGCUGUAUUUUGAAGUUAUGAGUAUAAAGGGUAAAACCUGUAAGGCAUAGGUUGCUUCCAACCAGAUGUUGCAGUGUUAUAAUAACUUCCUUGAUUUCUAUCCUCAAAUUUAAUGAGGACACCAGAAAUGUAAGAGAUAUCCAGAAAACACAUUGUGUCUAAGAUUUCUCUCUUAAAGGGGUCUAAGUUUGCCAGCACUCACUCUCACUGUUGUUAAAGCAGUGGAAAGAAUUAUCUUCUUGUCAGACUUGAGUAGGUUCUUAGCUGUUUUGCUUUCUAAUAUGGUUUUCUUGGAUACUACAGAAGCAUAACCAACAGCUGCAGUUCUCUCAGCAAUUCUUUUCUGCCGUUGAAUUAAUAAUUCUUCCAUCUUCUUACGAAUCUCUUAGCAUCUUCUAUCAGUCAGAAACUUAAAAUGCAAAAGAAAAAGGGAAGGAAGGGAUAUCUAAGAAUUUAGAUUUAAGAAAUUGUUAAUCACUUCCUUCUCCAAUUUACUGUUCUGAAGUCUGGCCCUAGUCACAAGAGGUGAAGGUUUCUGGCUCUUAGAUAUAGUUUCAGCUCUGCCCUUCACAAUGGACCCAUGUAACACCUUGGACCUUGCUUCUUUGAUUGGCUUUUUUGUUCUGCAGUAAUCAUUGUUCUUGACAGUGGUGUUCUCACCAUCAGAAGGAAGCUUCUUUUCCUCAUAUUCCCUGGCUUCAACAUCUGUGCUUCUUCCAUUAGCUUCUGUGAGUGAUAUGUCAAUUCCAUAGUCCAAGGUCAUGGAAUUUCUGGCAGACUCAAAUCCAGCAUCCUGUCCAAGCACCAUGUAAAGGUCAUCUGGCUCAUAGGAACCAAGUACUUUGUGCUUAACUUGUGAAACAUCUGUAGUGCCAUCUUCUGGUUUGCAGGCUGAAGUUAGGUCUGCAAUCAUACUUAUUUCUG